AUGAUCGACAAAAUUGGUUACGGAGCUCUUCGAAGUCAGAAUCUCUACCUGCCUGGUGCUGUGACAGCAGCGUUCGCUGCCUACCUCACCUGGUCCGCCGUCAUGAGUCAGCCGAAAAGUGUCAUUCGAGGCCUCUCGGUGGAGAAACAGGCUAUCCAAUUCUUCAAUCUGCGUCUACACAGCAAUCGUAGCGCGUCGCAUAGGCUGGCACUGAAUCAGACGGGUUUGUUGAUGGACAAUAUCUGUCUGCCCGCCAUCCUGCAUCGGCCCUCGGCACUAGAUCACAUCUCCGACCUCUUCGCCGCUUUGGGCAUCAUUUUUGUCGUUGGUGGAUCCAUCUACUCGAGGUUUGAAGCCUUUUCGUGA
This is a messenger RNA of Hydatigera taeniaeformis, 366 nucleotides long. Lineage: Eukaryota; Metazoa; Platyhelminthes; Cestoda; Cyclophyllidea; Taeniidae. The record is from the annotation of a GenBank genome assembly.